Penicilliopsis zonata CBS 506.65 is the source of this 564-nucleotide messenger RNA. RefSeq lists its product as hypothetical. Bases 1 to 564 code for a protein of 187 amino acids. The transcript has a single exon. The record is from RefSeq and is a predicted model, not a curated record. Lineage: Eukaryota; Fungi; Ascomycota; Eurotiomycetes; Eurotiales; Aspergillaceae.
AUGGACGAAGAAUCCGUCACUUACACCAUCCACGUCUCUCUCGAGUCCUUCCUCCGCCUGUUCGAAGUUGCCGGCGGCGUCGCAGUCAUAGUCCUCUACGGCACCCAGCUGAGCCACCACGCCGACGACACGGCCUUUUACCGCGGAUGCGUGUACGCCAUCCUGACGGGGAUUGUAGCCACCUUGGCCAGUCUGCUGGUGAGCCUGACCCCCUUCGAACUGAUCAGCUUGUCGAUAUAUUUCCGCCCAAUCUGGUACCAUAAUCUGCGCCUGCUCCUGCUCGAGCUCGGCAUGCUCUUCCUGUGGAUCGUUCUCUUCGUCUACUUUGGUAUCGCCUAUCUCUGGAAUCCUGAGUUUGGGAUUGUCUCCGAAUACGACCCCGAGUACAUGGCGUUCAUCACUUUGAUGAAACGCGCGGCGUGGCUUGAUCUCGCGAAUGUGGUCCUCUGGUCUACUACGGGGGUGUUUGCCUUGCUCCGUCUCAUCCUUAACGAGCCGUAUGUCGUCGAAGAGGAGGAGAUUUCCUUGGAGGAUAAUAUGCCUGUCGACCCUGUUGUUGUCUGA